AAAAUUGAAAGGAAGUGCCGGAAGUGCUCGGCUUAAAAGAACAGGCUUAUGAACGACGAGCGGUUGUAGGCGUCCGGCGAAAGGGUCGGCGAGUACCGUACAUAAUUUUCACGCCAUUUUUCGAAGGAGCGCGACACUGGCGUCGCAGCGGCGACCAUCGUGUGCGUGUGUCGUCGAUGUACGGACGAAUAGACGGACGGACGUGAGGAAGCAGUGUGAAAGAGACCAGAGAGCAGCAGUAGUGGCAGCAGGAGCAGCAGCUUCAACAGCAAGAGCAGCAGCAGCAGCAGCAGCAGCAGUAAUAGCAGAAGAGGAGGAAGAGUGCAUGUCCGGUGUGGCGUCGUCGCGACAACGAUACGUUCGAGUACGUUUUACGAAAGCACUCGAGGAUCCCGCGGAUCGGAAAAACGGACGCAAUACGUACGCGAGUCGUAGUUUCUCCAUGGAAUUAGGUUACCGUCGUCGGUCAACUACAUACUAUCGGAUGGACGGUCGUUACGACGGGGCAAUGUGAAACGUACACGGAAAUGUGUGCCGUCACAAUCGCCGCGAAGGAAGCAAGUGUCUCAGGGCAAAAGCUUGGAUUUACCAUGGGCGCGUUACUGGCUAUAGAAAAGAUCGUACAGUAUUCUCUUAAGCCUGAAAUGGAGGCGAAGAGUCCUUUAGCGUAGACAAUGGACUCGUACGAUCUGUUUGGUGAAGAUGGCAGUGGCUCGGUGCUCGACACUCUUCCUGAUCUCGGAGGGAAUGAUCAUUUCGAUCCUGCGCCUGCGAAUAAUUCCGUAACGGUGUCCAGGGACGGUUUGAAUUCUGGCCCUAAUGGAGGAGGAGGGAGUUACAUUAACCAAUCAUACAAUAUUUCCCAAGAAUCUCCACUUCAAAAAUUAACUUCAUUCGGCGGAUCUGAAUUUGGUGGUUCCAGUCAGUUGCAAAAUCCGUCGCAACGCAGUAUGUUUAACCAAAAUCUCGGAACGUUCGAUAGCAGCACGCCGCAGCGUGCUAUGGUGCCGGGUGCCUUUCAGAAUCAGGCCCGUAAUAUUGCACCACAGCAUAGGGGACCUCAUCCGGGUAGUAGUGGUCAGUAUCCUAGCUAUAACGACAAUAUGUACUCCAUGGAGCAGCAGCACUCAAUGGCUAGAGCCAAUAUGAGCAUAGAUCCUAGCCAGCAAGGUUGGCCAGGUAAUGGCAGUGCUUACCCUCAAAUGCAGAGGCAUUACAACCAGAUGGGUGCGCAGCCAGGCGCAUACAGGCAACAUAUGCCACCGCAGUAUUCUCAUCAGCAGGAUCAGGCUGGCGUUAUUAAUCAAAAGAUGCAGCAGCAACAGCAGCAGCAGCAUUUUAGUAGUCAACAAGGAAUGAUAGGAAACAUGGGUGUGCUGCAUCAGCCGAUGCAAGCAGGCGCGACUAGUGGCGUCUACCAACACAUGGUCGGACAACAGCAGCAUUACCAGCAAGGUAAUUCAGUGGCGAUGUAUCAGGCAUCUCCCGGUUAUCCUGGUUUCCCAUCCGCGAUUCAUCAGCAACAGCAAACUCAGCAAGCACCUCAGCGGAUGCCGCAUCAUCUCCCGCAGCAUCCGACUCAUCAACCGCAUCCGUCUCACCCGCAACAAUAUCCUCAGCACGCUCAGCAUCCGAACGCGCAGCAACAGCCGACGAUGGACCCUCAGUAUCCUCAUCAUGCAACGUCGAUGUUCAAUCAGCCGCAGCAUUCGGCGCCUCCGCAGCAAUUCGGCACGACCAAGCAUGCCACCAGUCCACAGUAUCGGGCUACGUUCCCGCAAUUAUCGCCGCAAAUGUCGCCGAGGCCGCAGAUGUCUCCGCGUCCGCCAGCGGUGCAACAACAGAUGUCACCUAGACCCAUAAUGUCACCCGCGAAAUCCACUACAUUGUCACCACAUCCGCACGUUCAGCUGCCUCAUCAGCAGGGCAAUCAAUCGAACGCGAUGUCUGUAUCGCCCUGCCCGCCCACGUCCAUACAGAUAAAUCCGUCGUCGCAGCAGAGCACCCUACAGGCUCUGGAGCAAAUGGUGAUGCCGGGAGUUGCCGUGCCCAACUCUGUGCCUGCCUCAGCUACGGACCAAUACAAUCAAUUCCAGACGCGUCCGCCGAUGUCGCAAACGCCGAAUGUGAUGCCGCAGUCGACGGCGCAGAGUCCUAUGCCUCCAACGGUCACCGGGCCCCGAGUGCCGAUGCCUGGUCCUCAGUGGUCGCAUCCGCAGCAGCAACAGCCACAACCGCAACAGCAACAGCAGCAGCAAUCCCAGAUCAGGCCGAGCAUUGGUGUCAGCGAGGAUAGAGGAGGAGGAGGUGGUGGUGGUGUGGUGGAAUCCCAGCAGCAGGCACCUGUAGCGUCCGAACAGAGCGCCCCUUCGAUAUUUCCUCCCGUCACCGGAUCAGAGGCUGUCCACAGCGUCGCGGAAACGGUGACAACGACAAACACAACGACUACGAGAGACCCGACGACAGCAGCGACGACGAUUACGACAACAACAACGGAGAACCCAACGGUGCAGAAUCCGAUUGAAACCCCGAAGCAACAGGAGACCGAGUCUUUGCAUCAGAGCGCUCCGAGUCAGCAGUCGGACGCCGCGCUUGUACCACCACAAGCGGACACCUCGGCGCAAAGUAACUCACAAAACAGUUUACCUUUGGAUCAUACACCCACGUCGUCAAGUAUACCUCAGGUGGAAACGGUGCAGUCACUUCCAGCGUCGAGUACAAGCGGAAACUUAGAGUGCACAAACGUGGCUGCGCCGUUGCAGCCGCAACAGCAGCAGCAGCAGCAGCAGCAGGCGGUUCCUACACCGAUGCAGAAUCCCGUUCCAAAUAUCGAAAGUCAGAACACGUGCGAGACGAAGCCUCAGGAGCAAAGUAUGGAAGUCGGUGUUGUGCAUCAGCAACCGUUGAGUAGUUCGACUCUUCCGCAACCAGCUAUGGGACAAUCGCAGACGCAACAACAGCAACAACCUAUUAAUUGUCCUCCGCAGCAACCAGUGCAACAAGCGGUGCAACAGCCAGUGCAGCAGCUUCAUAUGCCUCAGUCGCAGAUAGUCCCAGCGCAGGCGACGAUACCGCCAGCUCAGCCUUUGCAAUCGCCGCAACAAUCACAGAUAGAUCAGCCGCCGUCUGCUUCUCAGAUUAAUCAGCAGCUGCAGCCGCAGCAGCCAAUAUCUCAACAGCAGCAGCAACAACAACAACAACAACAACAACAACAAAUGCAACAGAUAGCCUCGAGUCAGCAACCACAAAUUCCGCAAGCUCAACAACCGGUACUGAGUCAAACUCAGGCAGUGCAACCUCAACAGAUCCCGCCAGCGCCGCAGCCUAAUCUAGGACAACCGCAGCCGCAAUUGGGACAAUCUCAAUUGGGAGGACAACCGCAACCUCAAUUGGGAGGACAACCGCAGCCUCAAUUGGGCCAGCCGCAGCCUCAACUGGCGCAAGCACAGCCUCAGUUGGGACAGCCGACGGCUCAGCAAGGUCCUGCUUGCGUUACGCAGCAGGCACAACCGACAACACCGCAGACAUCGUCUCAUAUGCCACAGCAGGUUGGCAUGAUGCCGCAAAACGCCGCAAUGAUUCCUCCUCAAAUUCCUCAGUUACAAGUGCCGCCGAUGCAAAAUCCGGUGCCUCCUAUGCAGAAUCCAAGUGCACCGGUCCCGGCGACGCAUUUGAACGCUCAACAGAUACCUACGGUUAGUCAAACCGCCGGUAUGGUACUGCCAACGCAUCAACCUGCUGUUCCUGUGCCAAAUUCGCAAACACCACAUCAGUAUCAUCCCGGAGGCGACAUGGUAACUGGUAAUACCAUGCCAAACAUGUACAGUAUGCCGGCUAAUCCGACGCAAGCACCGGUUGCGGCGAGUGGUUUCGGCACAUCCUGCGCACCAGUUACACAUCAUCAGGAGAGAGCCGCGUUGCAGCAGCAACUGCAAGAACUGUUCUGCAUGCCUCCUACCCCGGAGAAUCAGGAAAAAAUAGUUUCCUUGCAAGAAAAGUUGCAGGCGCUGCAGCAACACGAGACGAAUGACCAGUGUAAUGGCGGCCCACAGUGUAUACUGCAGACGCCAAUGUUUACAGCUGCUGUAGUCGAUAGUCCACAGGUCUCCAGUACUACCGGGCGUGGUCGCAGCAAGGGUACACCGCGCGCUAAGAAAAGCCGGAAAAAAGCCGAUAAAGAAGCGUCCGCACCUACGACCAUCACUCAGCAGCCUGAACAACCCUUGUCAGACAAUAAAGUUACUCCGGGCGAUAGUAGUAACGUCGUGGACAGUGUUGCGGAUUCGGAAGACAUGAAACCAUCAUCCGGAGAUAUGGAGGAGGAAUGGAAUAAGAGUAGGAAAUCACGAUCGCCCCGAAAGCCACGUAAACCGAAGGAACCGAAGGAGCCGAAAGAGCCGAAACCCAAGAAAGAACCAAAACCGCCAAAAGAACCUAAAUCGCCGAAGGUGGCGAGGAAGAGGAAUAAGGACAAGGAUUCCACGAAACGUAAUAGGAAAAAAACUAAUCCAUCCGAAUCCGCCGAUGAUGAAGUCGUACGUGAGACCGAAGAAACUGCUGUUUCAGACUCCAGUGCUGUUAAAGACACCGAGACGAAAGUCUGUGAACCGUCCAUUCAAGGUGAUCAGGAACAGGUAGACUCUUCUACUAAUGAACCUCUGUUAACUGAGGUGAAGGAAGAGGGAAAAGAAAAAACAGGGACGGAAGAUGUCCCAGAAGAAGAAAAGAAAGACGAUAAUUCGGAAGCAACUACUGCGCCUGCUGAAAAUACGACUUCCAAUAAAAAGAAACCCGCAGCUAGAAAACGAUCGAAUACUGGUAAAGUUUCCUCAGGGAAAUCUCCCAGAAGCUCUAAGAAACGUAAGAGCCGUAUCGCGCCUGAUUCUGAUGGGGAAGAGUUAGCAGCGACUCCUCCGCCGUCACCGGAGGCUGGCGACGACGUUAACAAACGACGUUCUGCGAGAAAUACUCACCGCAAGAAGUAUGUGGACGAUGUGAUGUUACGAUUUUCAGACGAUGACGUUCCCAUGCAAGAAGCUCAACUUUCGAAGAAGGUGGAGGGUGCGAACACUUCGAAACCUACUACUGCCAAAAAAGAGAACGAGGGUAGCGAGAUCGGACCGAACAAACCUAACUUCGUAUAUAUUAAUACUACCGAUGAGGAUUCUAUGGUUGUGCAACAUAUUUUGUGCUCUCGAAUGGGAAAGAGAGAAGUUAAGCCAGUGGUACCUGUUACACCGAAAACAGAAACACCCACGGAAAAGGACACGGACAAAGAAGAGUCGGCUGAAGAUAAGGAUACAGCGACCGAGGAUCCUGUAAAAGAGGAAGAAGAAGGCGCAGUAUCCGAAACGACUGAGAAAGAAAUAAAGGCUGAGAAUGCAAUAGAGGAGGAAGAAGAAGAAGAGGAGAAGAAGAAUGAGACCGAUGAGGUGAAAAAGGAGGAUUCGAAAAAGCAGGAAGAACCUCCUGUGGAUUCUAAAUCAACUGAGACAACUACCGUGGUCGAUGUAAAGCCGCAAAUGAUCGAAGUCGAAGAAUAUUUUGUUAAAUAUCGGAAUUUUUCGUAUCUGCAUUGCGAAUGGAGGACAGAAGAGGAACUAUACAAAGGAGAUAAGCGUAUUCAAGCGAAAUUGAAGAGAUUCAAGCAGAAGCAACAACAGAACACGAACAUCUUUGAAAAUACUGAGGAUGAUCCUUUCAAUCCAGACUUUGUCGAAGUCGAUCGAGUAUUAGAUGAAGCAACUCAUACUGAUCCGACUACCGGGGAAACAGUCCGGCAUUAUUUGGUCAAGUGGCGAUCACUUCAAUAUGAAGAUUCUACUUGGGAAUUAGAGGAGGAUGUUGAUCCUGAAAAAAUAGCACAAUUUGCAAGAUUUAAUAAAGUGCCACCUAAGGACCAGUGGAAGCCGAAGAAGAAACCUAAUGCUGCAGCGUGGGUGAAAUUAGAAGAAUCGCCAAUUUACAAGAGCAAUAAUAGUUUAAGACCGUAUCAAUUAGAGGGAUUAAACUGGCUAUUAUUCUCGUGGUAUAACGGACACAAUUGCAUUCUCGCCGAUGAGAUGGGUUUAGGAAAGACGAUUCAAUCUCUGACGUUUGUGGACGCGGUUUAUAAAUACGGAAUUCGUGGACCGUUCUUGAUCAUAGCUCCAUUGUCGACCAUUCCAAAUUGGCAGCGGGAGUUUGAAAGCUGGACCGACAUGAAUGUUGUAGUGUAUCACGGAUCCGCGGCAAGUCGCACCAUGCUUCAGGAGUACGAGGUUUAUUACAAGAACGAGAAAGGACAGCAAAUCAAAGAUUUGGUUAAAUUUAACGUAUUAAUCACAACGUUUGAGAUUAUUAUAACUGACUUUAACGAAUUACGCGGAUACAAUUGGAGGCUCUGUGUCAUAGAUGAAGCUCAUCGAUUAAAAAACCGAAACUGCAAGCUCUUAGAAGGUCUCAGGCAAUUGAACUUGGAGCACAGAGUACUUCUGUCGGGUACGCCGCUGCAAAAUAAUGUCAAUGAGCUGUUCUCUUUGCUGAACUUCCUCGAACCGGUGCAGUUCUCGAGUAGCGAGGCGUUCCUUAAGGAAUUUGGUAAUCUAAGCAGUGAGGGCGAAGUGCACAAGUUGCAACUUCUCCUAAAACCGAUGAUGUUACGUCGUCUGAAAGAAGAUGUGGAAAAAUCGUUAGCUCCGAAAGAGGAAACUGUCGUCGAGGUGGAAUUGACGAAUAUACAAAAGAAGUAUUAUCGCGGUAUACUGGAGAGAAAUUUCUCUUUUCUUGCGAAGGGUACUACGUCGGCUAACAUUCCGAAUCUCAUGAACACUAUGAUGGAAUUGCGAAAAUGUUGCAUUCAUCCAUUCUUGCUUAACGGCGCUGAAGAUCAAAUCCAGUUGGACUAUAAAACCGGCGAGAAGGAGGACUCCGAGGCGUAUUAUCACGCAUUGGUGAACAGCUCUGGCAAGAUGGUACUGAUCGACAAGUUAUUACCGAAACUGAAGGCCAGUGGCCACCGAGUCUUAAUCUUCAGCCAGAUGGUGAAGUGUUUGGAUCUGUUGGAGGAUUAUUUGUUGUAUAAGAAAUAUCCAUACGAGAGAAUCGACGGUCGGAUCCGUGGUAAUUUGCGACAGGCUGCUAUUGAUCGUUACAGCAAACCCGACUCGGAUCGCUUCGUUUUCUUGCUCUGCACGAAAGCAGGCGGUCUAGGUAUCAAUCUGACUGCAGCCGAUACCGUCAUCAUCUACGACAGCGACUGGAAUCCGCAGAACGAUUUGCAAGCGCAGGCUCGUUGCCAUCGAAUCGGCCAGCAGAAGAUGGUCAAGGUGUACCGUUUGCUUUGUCGUAACACAUACGAGAGGGAAAUGUUCGACAAAGCUUCUCUAAAGUUGGGACUCGACAAAGCGAUUCUACAAUCCAUGAAUACUAGCCAAGGUGGGAAAGAUCCUAGUAACAAACAGCUGACGAAGAAGGAGAUAGAGGAUCUCCUGAAAAAAGGCGCAUAUGGUGCUAUCAUGGACGAUGACAACGCCGGCGACAAGUUCUGCGAGGAGGACAUCGAGCAGAUACUCGAGCGAAGAACGCAAGUCAUCACUAUCGAGGCGGAGAAAGGCUCGACAUUCUCUAAAGCGAGUUUCGCGUGCUCCUCGAAUCGAUCGGACAUCAACAUCGACGAUCCCGACUUUUGGAAGAAAUGGGCGAAGAAAGCGGAGAUCGACACGACGGAGAAGAAAGAGGAGGACGAGCUAGUGAUAUCCGAACCCCGACGUAGGACACAGAUCAAGCGUUACGGCCACGACGAGUCUGUGGUUGACAUGUCAGAACUGGACAGUUCAGACGAGAAUAGCGAUGACGACACGGGCAUCGGCUUGUCCGGCAGAGGUAAGAAGCGUCGUGACAAGUUCAACAAGAAGACGCGCAAGUUCUACGACGAGUACGUGCCGCGCGAAGGAGAGGUGGUGUACGGCAGCUGGGCGCGAAGCGAAUGCUUCAAGGUGGAGCGAGGACUGCUGACAUUUGGCUGGGGCCGUUGGGAGGAGAUACUGCAGCACAGUCAAUUUAGACGCGGUUGGCGCGAGGUCGAUGUUGAGGAUUGCGCGCGCGUUAUCUUGCUGUAUUGUCUACGUUAUUACCGCGGCGACGAGAAGAUCCGUAGCUUCAUCUGGGAUCUCAUCACGCCCGUGGAGAACGGCGAGAAGGUGAAAAACAUAUCGAUGAACACCGGCGGCAGGAACAGCAGGCAGAAGAAAAAGGGUCGCGUGCGCGAAGGCAGGGAGACUCGAGGAUCGGUCGUCAACGGGGGGCCGAGCGAUCCGAAUCACUGGAGUAACGCCGAGAAGUUCGACGGUGACAUCUUCCUCGAGAGCAACUACAGGAAACACCUGAGCCGUCAUGCUAAUAAAGUACUGUUGCGCGUGCGGAUGCUGUAUUACAUUAAACAUGAGAUCAUCGGUGAUCUGGUGCAGCAUAUUUCCGACGGCGUUCACGUGAGUGCGUUGCCGAUAGACCCUCCACAAUUGACGGAUCGACCGGCGAAAUGGUGGGAUUCGACAGCAGAUAAAUCCUUAAUAGUUGGCUGCUACAAACACGGCUAUGAGAAUUACGACCAGAUGAGGACUGACCCCGCGCUUUCUUUCAUUACAAGCUGUCCUCCCCCUUCCCAGUCUCAGAGAAAGAGUGUCGACAGCAGCAGUCGGGACGAUAAUAGCUUAGAGAACGACGUGGAAGAUGGCGAGUCCGCCGGUAUGACAAAAGAUUCAAAGGAUUCUGAUAAGUUCAGCCGAGAAACGCCAGCGGAUUCUCCCGCCAUCUCCAGCAAGGCGGAUACGCCGAUACCAGAAGCUAGCAGCAGUCAUGAUGGGAACGACGGUCUUCUUCCGGAUGAUGAGAAGACCUGGCCGUCCGUGGUGGAUCUCAAUACGCGUUUACGCCGCGUGAUAUCUUCCUACCAACGAAGCGUCAGCAAGAAAGAAGACAUUAAAGUCAUCUCGAAAACCGGCAAGAUGGGUGUGGAAAGUGAGACCACUCCCAUCAAUCAUACCGGCACGAUACACGAGCCGCCUCUGAACAUGCAAGGAUGGGAUCUGCAACAAUUGGCGAUGUACCUUCUGAAAAUGGAGAGAAGAGAGAAAAUGGAGGCCAUGGUGAAGGAACGAGAACGCACACGUAUCGAGGAGCAGAAAGCAAAGUGGACACGACGCGAGGAAAGUGAGUUCCUGCGGGUGGUGUCUACAUACGGCGUCAAUUACGAUAGGAAAAAGGCCCAGUACGAUUGGACCAAGUUCAAGAGCAUCGCCAGAUUCGACAAGAAGACGGACAACGAUCUUACGGAUUAUUACAUGUCGUUCAGAGCAAUGUGCAAGAAAGUCUGCAACGCGAAGAUGAACGAAGAUGAAGAUGUCCCUGUCGAUCAACUGAGUCCGGCUAAAGCGAGACAAAUACUCGAUCGUGUCGACCUCUUGAGCAAGAUUCGAGAGGAGAUCCUGUCGCAUCCGCAUCUGGAGGAACGACUGUCGCUGUGUCAGCCGUCCGGAGACACCCCGGAUUGGUGGCAGCUGGGGAAACACGACAAAGAACUGCUACUGGGAGCUGCGAAGCACGGUCUUGGACGUACCGACAUAACUAUAUUGAACGAUCCGGACUUUUCAUUCCACAAAUUACUUACAAGAGGUAUAUACGCGGGCACGCAGACUCCAAAAACAAUGGACAAGUGCGAAAAAGCUAUAAAGAUCGAGAGCAGAGAAGAUAUCCUGAAAUUCGAUAAGGACGAGAUACUCGUCAAAUUGGAGAAAGGCGAAGGGACUCUGAAGAUAGAAAAAGUUGGUGCGAAGAAAGAUAAAGAUCAAAGUGCCGCUGAUAAGAAGUCCGAGAAUAGCGAGUCGGAGAAAAGUCAAGUGGAGUUGACUAUCGUGAAAGCGGAGGCUAAACCCGAGGAGAAAUCUAUUGGUAAUUCGUUGACGAUCACCACUGUCACGAAAAGCAGCAGUGCGACGUCGGACGUAGAAAACGUCAGUGUGAAGAGUGAGGAGAAGAACGAAUUAGCGAUAGAGCCAGUUAAAUGCGAGAGCAGCAAAGCCAAUCAGACCGGCACUAAUAAGUCGACCGAUGAGAAACCUGCGAAGGAAGCUAACCCGGAAAACACGGAGAGUUCUGCUGUUGCAGAAGUGGAUAUGGAAGAGAAGACUCAAGAGAAGGAAGCCAAGCAGGAAGCUGAUUCCGUCGAGAAAUCAGAGGCGGAAUCGCAGGCACAAGACCCGAUAACGGAAACAACCGAGAAUAAGAAUGAUACGGACGCUAAAGAGAAAGAAAAUGUCGAGAAGAAUGCCGAGACUGUCGAGUCAGCUGCUGAGGACGAUAACAAGAACGCAAAAACGGAUAGUACACCCGCUAAGGAAGACGCUGAGACACGAGAAGUUAAGAGCACGGACGUUGCCAAAGAAAAGACAAAGGUGUGCCAGAUCGAGGAUAAGUGUAGUGUCCAAGCCGCGGAACUGAAGGCGAUGUUUCCGGAUCUGGAAGUGAUACAACCAUUGUCGCGAUUGCCACAAAUCGACACAUUCGUUUUGCGAGACAAGACGAUGGAUUACAUCAACGAACCUACGGUAGUGCAACUUUUGGCACACGGUUGCGGCAGCACAUCGAUAAAGUGGCCGAAGGAACACGCGAUCGAGGCUCGUUUAAUGCACAUCGUGCACGCAAUCGAGCAUAAGGAAUGGCCCGUGUCGGUAAACUUCAGCGCCGGUGAGGAAUUGGAAGUCACUCCGAGUGAGAAGGAAUGCUCAGAGGUGAUAACGAUCACCACGGAUCAUGGAGUGUCCAGAUCUAUGUCGAGUGGAAACAAUAUCUCCGCGUCAAAGAAACGCAAAAGACACAUCGCCAUUGACGUGGAAACCGAACGAGCCAAGCUUCACGCGCUCCUUAAUAGCAGCCACUUGAGCACGCCGUCACCCGCGCCUCUCAGCAAACCAGUCGUACUUUCUGGCUCAACCACGUGGGAGAUUAACGACGAAUCUCAGUCGGAAGAAUCGCGACGUUCCACACCGGUAGUCCAGCCACCUCCGGCGCACCAACCGACACGAACACCGAGUAUACCUUUCGAUUUGAAGUAUACCGUUCCGGGAAAAACGACCGUCAUACCUGGCACAUCGAGUACUUUGACGCCCAUCGAUCUGUCUGCUGGGUAUCCAAAGUCAAGUUCUGACAGUAACAUUAUAAAAGACAUAAAUAAAGACAUUAUGAAUGAAGUACAAGACUUCUCUAUGCCGAAUAAGAAUAAGCAAGUUAGUAGCAACAAAGGGAAACUGGACAGUAUGCUGGACAAGCUCAUGAAAAGGAAAUCUUGUCCAACGGAAGAACCGGUGAUCGGAAAAGAGAAGAAACGCAGGAAGUUGGACGAAAUAGUAUUAGGGCUGAGCGCCGCGAAGGAGCAACAAAGUAGCCAUUAUCCUGAACAUAGUAAGAAAAAUACGAUCACGCCUAACGUGACUGUGACUCCGACAUCAGCGCCAAUCGGGCUUCCCAAUCCUCCCACGAGUACCCAGAAGCCAUUCUCCAUCACCGUUACGUCUAUUCCAUCAUCACGUGCGUCGAGUUCCAACAACCCUGUUUUGCCGCCGCCGUCAUUACAUUCACACAAGGACAGCUUCUCCGCUCUACUAGCACAGGCGGAACAGACUCGAGAGCUGAAGAAACAACAACAGCAACAACAGCAGCAACAACAACAACAACAACAACAACAACAACAACAACAUCAACAGCAGCAGCAGCAGCAGCAAGCCUUCAACUCGGCACAUCCAUCUUCUUCGAGCAGUCACAGAAAGAGUUACGAUUCGUUGAUUGCCGAUAUCAGUAAGGUUGCCGAGUAUUCGUCCAAAAUCGGUUCUUAUUCGCACGAAGCGAAAGUAAACAAGUGGCUAGCGGAUCAAACAGCUAUGUCGGCGGAACAGUUGAGUGCGGAAUAUCUGAGUGCGCCCAGACGACGUAGACCACGCGUUGAUCCAUCUUUACUGGAUUGGAAGAAGCUCACUGGUGAAGAGAACGUUGCAGUUAUUAAUCGAUUAACGGGCAAGAAGGUAACCGGUAGCAAAGCACCCCAAUUGAAGCGGCUUGGCCAAUGGCUUAUCGAGAACCCGAUGUUCGACGUAGAUCCCAAGUGGGCAGAAUUGGUGAAGGAGCGUGGUAAUCUACCGCAUGAUUUGCAGAAGAGAUUACCGGGCAGCGACCGUGGUGGCGUGAACAAGGGCAAGAGUCCUGGCAGACCACCUAUGAUGCCGAGUCCUACGAGUGCUCAGCAGUCGGCAAAUCCCGCUAAUUUAGCGGCCACGUCGAUGGCGUCAGGUUUAAACUUCCCGUCAUUAGGCAAUCUCAACAACUCGUUACUGUCAGGUCUGUCGCUCGGCAACUUCGACCCGAAGAACAAUCCAUUGUUGAUGCCUUUCGGCGGCCUGCCGAAUCUCGGCGCGUUGAGUGGCCUCGGCAAUUUGGGCAAUCUCAGUAACAUGAGUCUGACGAAUUCGCUCUUCGCCAAUCUGGCCGGUCUCGGUUUACCGUCGUUGGCAGGCAUGGAAGCGGCGUUAAGCGCAACUGCGGCUGCGGCAUCGACUAGUGGUGCAGGCGCGGAUGCGAGCAAUCCAUCUGUUAGUUCAUCUGGCGGCGGAGGCAGUGGUGGCAAGAGUGGUGGAGCUGGUUCGUCUGGCAUGGGCAACAGUGGCGGUAGCAAGUCACGCAGCAGCAAGCUGGAUCAACCGAGCACGAGUGGCAAAUCAUCGGUGCCGUCGACUUCAUCCGGCUCCUCAUCGGGUCUACCAACCACUACACCUUUCCCAUUCUUUUUCCCGAAUCCCGGUCUCCUGUAUACGCCGCUGGGCCUAGGUGGUCUGAAUCCAUUCUCUAUGCAACCCGGUAGUGUUUCGUCGGCCUACGAGAGCCUCGCGCAAUGCGGUCUCUUAAACCCACCGACUUCUUCCGCGACUGCUUCCGCGGUGCGCAAACCCGCCUCAUCGACAAGUAGCUCGAGGCAGCGAGAAACCAUGCCGGACGCUUCCUCGUCGUCGUCUUCCUCUUCCUCGUCGACGAAGCGAAAGGAGCCUGAAAAAAAAUCAUCUAGGUAUUCAGUAGAUCCAGCCAUCGCUCUGCAACAGUACACGGAUCUGGCGGCGUUGCACUGUGAAGAUCGACGUCGUAUCGAUCAGCAGCAGCAGCAGCAACAGCAGCAGCAGCAGCAGCAACAACAUGAAAAAAGAGAAACUGCGAUUAUGGAGCAAGCCGAUCUGAUGAUAACGGAUCUGUCUGAGAAAAAGAUGGAACGUAAAAGCAAGGAGCAGGAGAUGAAGGAGGCGCUCGAACAUUUGAGCAGGACCAGUGCCGAGCUGGUGACGCGAAACCUCGAUGACAUGCCAUCGCGAAUAAAUGAUAAAAGGAACCGCGCCAAUACGGACGUUAAUCAAGUCUCCGAACAGCCGCAACAGCAAUCGACACCGCUACCACUCGAGGUGACUCUAGAACCCGUUACGAAGAAGACGCGCAGCGAAGCUGCGGACAUGAACGCAAAGUCCACGGCGAAUAACGACACACCGACGAUAGAUAUAGAACCCGUAACGAGAUCGUUGCCGACGACACCAGCGAAAACCACGACGCAUCCCUCGCAGGAGGAUAUUAGCAAUAUUACUUCGCCCAUGGAGACGCCAACGAGCACGAGCAAAAAGGAGGCUAACGAGGCUAUGGUGACGACAACAGCGGCAGGAUCGUCCUCGUCGUCGUCGACGCCAGUCGUUGCGAACACCACGUCACCGUCCGCUCAAUGUUCCAUUGUAGCGGCUGCGAAGGCCGAUGGCAAUAAAACUGCCGCUGCCACGUCGUCGGAGGUGGAGGAGGACAGUAAAGGUGGUACCAAGGGGAAGAAGGCCCGUAGCGGCAAGCGGAUGAACGUGGAGCCUCCUCCUGAACGCAAGAAUCUACGGUCUAGUGCCGGUAGACAAGCACGAGCAGCCGCUGAGCGACAAGCACGUAUGGAGGGUGAGAUGCACUCUGCUUCUUCGGAGCAACAGCAGCAGCAACAAGAGGGACACACGGCCAGUGAGUGAGUUGUGGCCAUGAGGGUUCGUCGAACCACCGUGGCAAAACGGCGAUAAUCUGUUCGACGAAGGAGCUGGGCGGGGGAAGAGAUCCCGACGCUGCAGCAGCGUUGCUGUCCACGAUUUUUUCUAUUUCACUGAUUCGACAUUGCUCGCACAACGAAGAUCUGGAUGUAAGAUAAUUCCUUGUUCGCCGUUGGCGCUAAAACCGAAAACGGAAGCCAUAAGAAGUGUGUAUGUUAAUUUCUGAACUGAUCGUCGACGGAGCACAAGUGAAAGAGAAAACAGACAUUGGUGGCAUCACACUGCUCCCGUGGUUCCUCUUCGGUACUUGGUAGUGAAUGUGAUGUUUCACGUGUGUAUACGUGAAGAGAUAAACGGAACUCCUUUAUCUUACGGGAGAUGUACUGCGUAUUAUUCAUUCGACGAUGGAGUGUUUGAAUGUAUUUACCGAACGUUGCAAAAAAAUAAAGAAAUUUCUCAAUA
Harpegnathos saltator (Jerdon's jumping ant) is the source of this 14540-nucleotide messenger RNA. RefSeq names its product chromodomain helicase DNA binding protein kismet (gene kis). The transcript has 20 exons. Gene Ontology annotation, molecular function: protein binding; ATP binding. NCBI's taxonomy places the organism in Eukaryota, Metazoa, Arthropoda, Insecta, Hymenoptera, Formicidae. The record is from RefSeq and is a predicted model, not a curated record. The coding region runs from base 675 to 14063 and encodes 4462 amino acids.